Bactrocera neohumeralis is the source of this 1458-nucleotide messenger RNA. RefSeq names its product aminoacylase-1-like. Gene Ontology annotation, cellular component: cytoplasm. The record is from RefSeq and is a predicted model, not a curated record. The transcript is spliced from 6 exons. Bases 169 to 1380 code for a protein of 403 amino acids. Gene Ontology annotation, molecular function: aminoacylase activity. Gene Ontology annotation, biological process: amino acid metabolic process. Lineage: Eukaryota; Metazoa; Arthropoda; Insecta; Diptera; Tephritidae.
GAUAACAAACAGUUCAAUAGGUACUUACUCAGCAGGUGGUCUCCCUGAAGUGCAAGUGGGCAUAAUAAGAGUUAAUAACAAAAAUAUUACGCAAACUUUAACAAAAAACAGUUUUCAUAAAACCGAUUACAGCUUAAAAUCUAAAUUAAUUUUCAUUAAUUCAUAUUUAUGGUUGAAAAUAUGAGCGACUGGGAGAACAAUAAGGAGAUACAGUUGUUUCGCGAAUAUUUGCGGAUACCCAGCGUUCAUCCAAAUGUAGAUUACACACCCUGUGUGGACUUUUUGAAAAAGCAAGCCAAAGAUUUGGGUCUACCUGUACAAAUAUGCUACCCAGGCGGUCCUACCAAGCCCAUAGUAAUUAUGACAUGGCUGGGCAAACAACCUGAACUACCAACAAUUAUGCUCAAUUCGCAUAUGGAUGUGGUACCGGUUCAUCCAGAAAACUGGACGCAUCCACCUUUUGCUGCCGAGAUAGACGAGCAAGGUCGCAUAUUUGCGCGUGGAUCACAGGAUAUAAAAUGUUUGGGCAUGCAGUACUUGGCAGCUAUACGAGCGCUUAAAAGGAAAGGCGCGACAUUCAAACGAACUAUACAUGUCACCUUUGUGCCCGAUGAGGAAAUAAGUGGAAUUCUGGGCAUGAAAUGUUUCGUACACACCGAAGAUUUUCGAAAACUGAAUGUCGGUUUUUGUUUGGACGAAGGCGUAGUGAAUGUAAACGAUGAAUAUGCCGUAUAUUAUGCGCAAAAGACUAUUUGGUAUGUUAAUUUCACUAUAAGUGGCACAACGGGACAUGGAUCCUUGUUGCAUAAAAAUACAGCUGCUGAAAAAUUCCAAUAUAUUCUCGGUAAAAUGUUGGAGCUAAGAAAAAAAGCGGAAAAUCUGUUAAACAGCGAUCCCUCGCUAGAUCUGGGUAAUGUGAGCACUGUUAAUUUGACAGUAGUGAAAGGUGGCCUGCAGAACAAUGUCAUACCACCUGUGAUUGAGGCAACUUUCGAUCUACGCUUGGGUAUCGAAGAAGAUCUUGAAGCGCUACAAAAGCAGCUCGAAGCUUGGUGUGAAGAAGCUGGCGGCGAUAUAACGAUCAAGUUCCCUACUCAAGACAAAAAAACUCCGCCCACGGUUAUAGAUGAAACCAAUCUUUAUUGGGUUGCUAUGCAAAAUGCGUUGGAAAAACUUGGGUUGAAAGUGCGUACCGCAGUGCUGCCCGGUGUCACAGACGGUCGAUACGUGCGUCAAAUGAAUAUACCAACUUUGUGUUUCUGUCCGAUGGCGAAUACGCCGAUUCUACUGCACGCUCAUGAUGAGUAUUUGCAGGCUGACAUAUUUUUGAAGGGCAUAGAAAUAUUCGAAAAUGUAUUGCCGGCCAUUGCUAAUGCUUAAACUAAAUCUAAUAAAGGUAUAAAAAAUAUUUUCAACAAAAUGUUGCCUUUUAAAAUAAAUGUAAAGAGUUGUAAAGAA